AAUAUCACGUCUUGAGGGGUGAAGACACUCCCUCUUAAGUGACAUCGAAGGGCUGAGCUAGCAUAACUGCAGUGUUUACAAGACGACCAUCAUGCGUAUUACCACCCACUUCUCGAUCUUAACACAAGUCAUCACCCUAUCGACGGCGAGGGUACACCGUCGAAAAACUAACGGUACAGAUGUGUUGAAAUUCAUCGACCCAUUGAUUGGUUCUCGGGAUGGAGGCAAUGUUUUCGCUGGUGCGACUCUGCCAUAUGGCAUGGCUAAAGCCGUUGCAGACGUUGACGGGGCGAACACGGGAGGCUUCUCUACCGACGGAAGCAACGUGACUGGCUUCUCUGCCCUCCACGAUUCUGGCACCGGAGGCUUUCCGAGUUUGGGGAACUUCCCCAUUCUCCCACAGCUCUGCUCUGGAGACGACAUUAACGAUUGCAAAUAUCAAAUUGCUGCGCGUGCAAUUCACUAUAAAGGCGACUCGGUCAAAGCACGACCAGGCUACUUUGGAGUGUCGCUAGAGAAUGGUAUAUAUGCCGAUAUGACCGUCUCGGAGCAUGCUGCUCUUUUUCGAUUCGACUUUUCCAAGGCAUCCACUGGUAAUUCGAGCUCAGACCCACUGAUCCUACUCGACCUGACUGAUCUUCGGGCAAGCCGACAAAACGCUUCGAUCAGUGUCGAGGCAACCAAGGGUGCUGAGAGCGGAAGAAUAAAAGGAAAUGGAACUUUUAUUCCCAGCUUCGGAGCAUUAUCGUACAAGUCUUACUUUUGUCUGGAUCUGUCUGGUGCAACGGUAGGAGAUUCUGGAGUCUGGGUCAAUAGUCGAGCUGGUACAGAACCGAAACAGCUUUUUGUCACGCGUGGCUUUAACAACUUUUAUCUCGAGGCUGGAGGUUUCGUACGCUUCAAAGGACCACUCUCGGGCCCCUUGCUUGCGCGGAUGGGAUUGAGCUUCAUUGGCACUGACCAGGCGUGCCAGAAUGCUGAGUAUGAGAUACCCAACCCUGACAUCGACUUCGAUCGGCUAGUCAAGUCAGCCGAAGAUGCAUGGCGGGAAAAACUGUCGCCGAUCUCGAUAGAAUUAGGAGACGUGGACCAAAGUAUGCUGGUAAGCUUCUGGAGUGCGGCAUACCGGACAAUGAUAUCUCCCCAGAACUACACGGGUGAAAACCCUCGUUGGCAGAGUACCGAGCCGUACUAUGAUUCCUUCUACUGCAUCUGGGACCUUUGGCGAGCUCAGCUCCCUUUUCUCUCGAUUCUCGAUCCAGGAAUGAUCUCAGUCUUCAUCAGAAGUCUAUUAGACACGUACAAGCACCGCGGCUGGCUCCCAGACUGCAUGAUGAGCACCUGCAGCGGCUGGACACAAGGCGGCUCCAACGCAGACAAUGUCCUCGUAGACGCCUACCUCAAGAAUGUUACCUCUGGCAUAGACUGGGAGCUCGCCUACGAAGCCAUCGUCAACGACGCCGAAAACGAGCCUCUGGAAUGGAGCUUCCAAGGCCGCGGCGGCCUGACCAGCUGGAAAAGACUAAAAUACAUCCCAGCCCUAGACUUCGACCCUAUCGGCUUUGGCACGAACUCACGAAGCGUAUCCCGAACCCUCGAAUACGCCUACAACGACUAUAACCUCGCCGUCCUCGCCCACAGCCUAGGAAAAGACACGGCACCGAAAUAUUUUUCCCGUGCAACGAACUGGAAGAACCUUUUCAAGCCCGAUCAGACAUCUUCCGUCAACGGCACGGAUACUGGUUUCGUAGGCUAUUUCCAGCCCAGAUACCUCAACGGAACAUUCGGCUUCCAAGACCCCAUUGCAUGUAGUCCGCUGACAGAUUUCUGCUCUCUGACGAGCAAUAUGGCUGAGACAUUCGAAAGUAGUCUUUGGGAGUACAUGUUUUUUGUGCCGCAUGAUAUCGGCCAGGUAAUUGAGUUGGUGGGCGGCGACGAAAAGUUUAUUAGUCGAUUGAAUUUUUUCCAUACGUCGGGUUUGGCAGAUAUAGGCAAUGAGCCGGUUUUCUUGACGGUUUCACUGCCGCAUUAUGCGGGUAGGCCAGCGUUGUCGGCUGAGCGGGCGCAUUAUUGUAUGUCUUCUUUCCUUCACGCAGUGCUGUGUCUUAUUAACGCUUUGGACCUAGAUAUCCCGUCUCGAUUCAACACCUCCCCGGGCGGCCUCCCAGGUAAUGACGACAGUGGCUCCAUGGCCAGCUUCACGCUCUUCCACAUGCUGGGUUUCUUCCCCAACCCAGGUCAAAACGUAUAUUUCAUCACUCCUCCAUUCUUCCCCUCAGUCUCUGUGACCAACAAGUUGACUAAUGCGACGGCCACCAUCCGUACCGUGAACUUCGAUGCGCAGUACAAGAACAUUUACAUUCAGAGUGCCAAGCUGGAUGGCAAGGAAUAUACUAAGAAUUGGAUUGGACACGAGUUUUUCACCAAAGGAGGGACGCUGGAGUUGGUGCUAGGGGACAAGGAAAGUAAGUGGGGGACAAUCAAGGAGGAUAGGCCACCGAGUAUGUCCGAUGGCAACGGUGUAGCAGGUGGUAUGGAAUUGAAGUUUACAGUGUAG
Bipolaris sorokiniana ND90Pr is the source of this 2557-nucleotide messenger RNA. RefSeq names its product glycoside hydrolase family 92 protein. NCBI's taxonomy places the organism in Eukaryota, Fungi, Ascomycota, Dothideomycetes, Pleosporales, Pleosporaceae. Gene Ontology annotation, cellular component: nucleus; cytosol. The transcript is spliced from 2 exons. Bases 92 to 2557 code for a protein of 821 amino acids. Gene Ontology annotation, biological process: protein deglycosylation; glycoprotein catabolic process; carbohydrate metabolic process. The record is from RefSeq and is a predicted model, not a curated record. Gene Ontology annotation, molecular function: peptide-N4-(N-acetyl-beta-glucosaminyl)asparagine amidase activity; carbohydrate binding.